UGAAAAUAGGAUCAGUUUCCGUAUACCCGUGUGUCGGCUUGUUGUGAGAGAAUAUUAUCCUUUUAUCCUUCCAACAUGAAUUUUUUACCUAAAUUUGACGACAUAUUCUAAGACCAUGGAUUAUAGUGAUUCCUCAAAGCACCAAAGAAGUUCGGAAGAUUAAAGUAUGGAGAGACCACAUGGGGGCAAUAGUAAAGAUGACACCGUGGACAUCAAGCAAGAGAAAGGGACUAGUGGAGGAGCGGUGCCCUCAUGUGGCUCUUCCUCAGGUCCCACAUCCAUAGCAUCAACAAAUCCAGGUGGUGAAGUCGAGGAAAAGAUGGAGGUGGACAAGCCUCUCCUCUUACCUUCCUUGCCCUCUUUACCUUCCACCUCCUCAGUCACCAUCACAAAAGCCUCCACAGCAGCUCUGCAGAAGUCAUCGCAAAAUCCUGUAUCGUCGUCAUCGUCAUCAUCAUCAUCAUCUGUUUCGUCAUUGUCCUCGACUACAUCUUCGUCUACAUCAUCCUCCCUGCAGUUCUCAUCAUCAUUAUCAUCUGCCGUGUCCACCCUCACCUCUGUAACAUUAAGUGCCGUGUCCAGCAGCGCCCCAUCUUCCACUCCAACCUCAGAGGCCGUUUCUACACUGAGUAGUAGCAAAGUGGGCCCAGACAUGAUGCCCACAAUACCCCUGGUCCCAGUUCAGGUCCCCAAUGGGCGGAGCGGUGUGGUCACCAUCCCCAAGAACCGUGGCCGCUCCAAGGGCAUGCCCCUUUGCCCUUCCCGGAGCGGAGGCUUUCAGAACAGGAAGGGGCUCAAGAUCAAGCGCCUUGGCAUCAGGGGACGUGGAGGCCGACGGCUUGUUCACAGCAUGUCGUUGGAAGAGAGAGGGGAUGACUCUCCCUUACCGCUGGAUGAGGAGGCCUAUGCUCAAGAUGACAUGUUCAUUGCUCCUUUAUAUCAAGAUAAGUGGCCGGGACGGAUGUGUGGUCUGUGUUGCCUGAGUGAGCAGAGCCAGCUGGGCCAAGGUGAGCUGAUUCGCCAUGACCCUACUCCGGGAUAUAUCUUGCCGGAGAAGAUUCCUUCCCCCAUGGAGCCGGAGGACGACUCACCCCUGUCGAAAAAGUUCAAACCCAACAUUUCGUUAUUCAAAGACAAGGGUAAAUCACCAAGAAAGCAAGUCGGAGAGGCGUUACCAGAACCAGUGGAUGAGAUAUCCUUGGUGGGUCAUCAGGAACCACCAAGUAUAUCUGUCCUUUUUGAAUCUACAGGCCAUUGCUAUGUUCACUACAUGUGUGCGCUCUGGUCGUCUGAUGUAGAGCUUGCCAGUGACGAUACCAUCAGCUGCAUUGAUAGAGCAGUUGUUACUGGAGCCAGCCAAAGAUGUGUGCACUGCAAAAAAUUUGGUGCAACAAUACCAUGCAAGGUACCUGGAUGCCCCAGGUUCUACCACUUCCCAUGCGCAAUGAGUGCUGGUGCACCCAUGGACCUCAAGAGUGUUGCAAUGGUGUGUACACUGCAUGCCGACAAGAGUAAAGACCUGUUGGUAGACAUGGCUUGUAUGGUAUGUGAAAGUCCUACUCCUGAGAAUUCCUUGCUCUUCUGUUCAUCGUGUGGCAACCACUACCAUGGUACCUGCCUUAAGCCCUGCAUCACCAUGUCAGCCUCCGUGAGGGCUGGCUGGCAGUGUCCGGACUGCAAGAUGUGUCAGAUGUGUCGGCAGCCAAGCGAUGAGAUCGUGUGUGGGGUGUGUGACAAGGCGUACCAUGUGGUGUGUGCCCGCCCCUUUGGCCUCUCCCUCUCCAGAACUGGGUGGAAGUGCAAGACGUGUCGUGUGUGUGGGGACUGCGGCUCGAGGACGCCAGGCAACGGGCUCUCCUCGCGAUGGCAUUCCAACUUUACCGUUUGCGAUUCUUGCUACCAGCUUCGGAACAAGGGCUUAGCCUGCCCCAUCUGUGGGAAGGCAUAUCGUGCCAUUGCUCAGAAGAACAUGGCCCAGUGUGCAACGUGUAGAAGGCAUGUCCAUAGUGCCUGUGACAGUGAUGCGGAUAUUGGUCUAAUCCAGUCGAAGUGGAAUGCUGACAGAUCCUAUGAAUACGUCUGCACCACCUGUAAAAAGGUCCCAGGACCCAAUCAGUCUCCCAUAAUAUCUCAAGAAGACAGCUGUGAUGGUCCUCAGGAAUCAUCCAUUCAUUCUGAGGACUCCAUUGAUUUGGAUCUGCCUUUGGAUGGAAAGUCAGAGGACUUUGGUCCCUUGCCUAAACCCCAGACUUCCUUUUACACCCGUGGAAAACCAUUUAGUUUGGCAAAGAGAGGGAACUUUACUCCCCGCUUGCGAGGAGGAGCAGUUGGAAAAAAGGCCUUCUCCAGCUCAAAGAAGAGAGGACAGACAGUGCCUGUCCGAAGGGGUCGAGGGAAUGGCAGAGGAUAUAGAGGAUAUUUCAAUUAUCAGAGUGUCACCCUACAGGCAAUGGAGAACAAUCACAGCACAGGCAAGGAAGAAGGGGAGGAGAACAAAGUGAUUCUGGUGGCCAGCAAUGACGAGUUUUGCCUUGAGCAAGAUGUGUGUGCCAUGUGUGGAGCAUUUGGACAGGACCAAGAAGGAAGACUCAUUAGCUGUGCUCAGUGUGGCCAGUGUUACCACCCAUUCUGUGCCAAUGUUAAGGUACGGCUCAGCGUCAAGGUUAACAAAGUGGUUCUCGAGAAAGGAUGGAGGUGCCUGGACUGCACAGUGUGUGAGGGGUGUGGUGAGCGUAACGAUGAGAGCCGCCUUGUCCUAUGUGAGGACUGUGACAUCUCCUACCACAUAUACUGCAUGACACCACCUCUAGACAGUGUACCCUCUGGGGUGUGGAGGUGUAAAUGGUGUGCUGUAUGUCAAUACUGUGGUGCCUCAGAUCCUGGUCCUAGUGCCACCUGGCAACAGAACUACAGUGUCUGUGGCCCUUGCAAUUCCAUGACUCAGUGCCCUGUGUGUGAUGAACCUUAUGCAGACGGAGAGCUCGUCAUACAGUGUUCCAACUGUGAGCGCUGGCUGCAUGCCUCUGAUGACAUGAUACACACAGAAGAGGAGGCCGAGAGAUGUGCUGAGAAAGGAUAUUUGUGCCUAAUGUGUCGACCCCAGGAUGCACUUCCUCCACACCUCCUUCCUCACACCCCACCACUGCGCACACGUCCCACACACAAUGCAGUCACUCCCACCACAACACUACCAAGCCCUGUGCGUCCUCCAAGUCCAAUUGACAUUAUGCCAAAGGUAACAUCCAAAGCACACUUCUGGGUGGAUGGUAUAUGCUUGUCUGAGUGUGGAAUGUUCCAGAUAAAGACAAUGACAUUGGAGCCACAAAAGAAGCCAAGGAACCCCAAGACAGUUCGAACCAGUCGAGGACCUUCCAUUGAUAGCAGUGGCAGUCGUGACAUUGAUGACGACGAAGAGGAGGACGAGGAGAAAUUGGAGAGCGAAGAGCCCAAGCACUGGGUGUAUGGCAUGAAGGAAGGGACCAUUCUGAAGGCCAAGGAGGAUGGUACACCACCUGACUUACCAGAUGGCUUUUAUACAUUGCCUGGUCCUGAGCCUGGAACAUACACCUUGAGAAAGCGCAGAUAUCGCAACAUCAAAACUCUAGGCAUUGGUGGUUUCCAAGUCCGCGCGCGAGGAAAGAAGGAUGAUGAAAAAGCACGGGAGGAGGCCAACCUAGACCCACAAGUUCUGGAGCUUAGGAGGAAGAGAAGUAACUGGCGAACCAAAAAGAAGAUCAAACUACUUGAAAAAUUUCCUUCUUACAUACAGGAGGCAUUCUUUGGCCGGAAUCUGAUGGACACCAGCAACCUGGAGGAGGAGAUGAAGCAGAUGGGGGAUCUGGAUGAGGAAUUCACUGAAGAUACCUUGGAUAUGCAGAAGACAAAGUCAGCAAUCAAUCUUUCAAAGGAUGAAGUCCAGCUUGUUCAGGCAGCCCAGAACAAGCAGCAGCUGGGCCAUGAACGGCGCAUAGACAGUGCAACACAACAGACAAAGUUACUGUCCCCUCACCGUACUAAGGUAGAGGAUCAGACAGACUCCAAAGCGAAGGAAAAGAAGGAUGAGGAUAAGAAGGACUGCAAGGAUGAGGAGAUGGCAGAAGAAGAUGAAAACAAUGAAGCCAUAGAUGCUAUAUUUGCCCAGGGAGGUGAUUU
This is a messenger RNA of Penaeus vannamei (Pacific white shrimp), 4152 nucleotides long. NCBI's taxonomy places the organism in Eukaryota, Metazoa, Arthropoda, Malacostraca, Decapoda, Penaeidae. The record is from RefSeq and is a predicted model, not a curated record.